Onychostoma macrolepis is the source of this 1299-nucleotide messenger RNA. RefSeq names its product integumentary mucin C.1-like. Bases 34 to 1299 code for a protein of 421 amino acids. NCBI's taxonomy places the organism in Eukaryota, Metazoa, Chordata, Actinopteri, Cypriniformes, Cyprinidae. The record is from RefSeq and is a predicted model, not a curated record. The transcript is spliced from 2 exons.
AAAACUUUCCUCACCACAUUAUGUAUCUGGUGGAUGGUUUAUGGAUGUACAACAGUACUUGGUCAAUCAACAGAAUCAGGUCAAACGACAUCCUAUACCACAAGAACAGUUACAGCUACAGAAACUGAGGCUUCUACAGCAACAGAUGUGCAAUCAAACGGAAAAACUCAAGAUUUAACUUCAACACUACUUUCUAAAAUCACAACAAAUAAGGAUCCAACAGACACAUCAACAGCACAAUCAAAAAUUUUUUAUACAAGUACAACCAUAAUGGAAACAACAACAACUUUGGAUAAGACUACCACGCCGGAAGCAUCCUCAACUACAGCACCAUGGUUGACGACUGAUACAGCAACCACAACUCUACCUGAAACCACAACAACUACUGAUGCAACAACAUCUAUGGCUACCACAACCACCUUUCCAACAUCCUCAACUGUGGCACCAACAUCAACAACAUCUGAUGCAACAACCACAAGUAUGCCUGACACCACAACUACUGAUGCAACAACACAUUUGGCUACCACAACCUCCUUUCAAAAAUCCUCAACUGUGGCACCAACUUCAACAACAUCUGAUGCAGCAACCACAGCUAAGCCAGACACCACAAGAAGUAUUGAUGCAACAACAACUUUAGCUACCACAACCACCCUUUCAUCAUCUUCAACUUUGGUACCAGUGUCAACAACAACUGAUGCAACAACCACAACUCUGCCUGACAAUACAACAACAAAUGACGCAACAAAUUUGUCUUCCACAAUCAUUCCUGCAACAUCCUCAACUGUAACAUCAGUGUCAAUAACUGAUGCAACAACCAAAACUAUACCUGACACCACAACUAUCGAUGCAACGACUUUGGCUUCCACAACCAACCCUCCAACAUCUUUGACCAUAGCACCAACGUCAACCACAUCUGAUGCAUCAACCACAGCUAUGCAAGACACUCCAACAAGUGUUGAUGCAACAACAACAUUAGCCACCACAACCACCCGUUCAAUAUCUUCAACUGUGGCACCAAUGUCAACAACAACUGAUGCAUCAACCACAGCUUUGUCUGACAGCACAACCACUGAUGCAACCACAACUUUGGUUUCCACAGCCACCCCUCUAACAUCUUCAACGUUGGCUUUCACAACCACUGCUCCAACAUUCUCAACUAUAGCACCUGCAUCAACAACUGAUUCAGCAACCACAACUGUGCCUGAAACCACAACAACUACGGAUGCAACAACAAGUUUGGCAUCCACAACCAACCCCUCAAACAUCUUUGACUGUAGCACCAACGUCAACAACAUCUGA